This is a messenger RNA of Microtus oregoni (creeping vole), 7722 nucleotides long. It is a transcript of the gene Chl1, whose product is annotated as cell adhesion molecule L1 like. Lineage: Eukaryota; Metazoa; Chordata; Mammalia; Rodentia; Cricetidae. Bases 479 to 4153 code for a protein of 1224 amino acids. The transcript is spliced from 28 exons. Gene Ontology annotation, biological process: cell-cell adhesion; brain development. Gene Ontology annotation, molecular function: cell-cell adhesion mediator activity. The record is from RefSeq and is a predicted model, not a curated record.
AGAAGCUGUGUGGGUGAGGGGUGGCAGAGCAGAUCCUGGGGACAGCGGAGGAGAGGAGCAAGCCAGUCUCUCCUAGGAGGGCGUGGAUACCGGUGCAAGCUCGAACAGGUCCAGCCUUCUGGAGACCUGUGCCAACAGCAGGAGGGGACAGACGGAAUCUCUGUGGGCAGACCGGAGUGUGGAACAGCAGAGAGCGUCCAACUAGAAACUCCCCUGGAUCCACCCAGAGGCUCUGGACCUUGUUGGUCCCCUUUGCCUCUGUGAGCCCGCUUAAGGAGAAGUUUUCCCAAGGGAAGGUACCCGACAGACCGGGCGUCAGAGGAGGCUCAGGUUAUGAGAAUGAUCUUGUCGUGAAACUCCAGGCAGAUUGUAGUGGAACUGAAUUUACUGGUUUUGCACGUUUUCCUUGCUCUGGAUUGGGAAGUACUAGAUCAUUAAGUUUUUCAGUCUUUGUGUGUGGCCUCCUUUCUGAAGAGUGAUGGAGAUGCUGUUACAUGGAAGAGGACUGAUCCUGAGUCUAAUUUUCCUCCUGUUAAAGUUGUCAAGAGCUGAAAUACCACUCUCAGUUCAACAGGUACCAACAAUCAUAAAGCAGUCAUAUGUGCAAGUUGCCUUUCCCUUUGAUGAGUAUUUUCAAAUUGAAUGUGAAGCUAAAGGAAACCCAGAACCAAAAUUUUCAUGGACUAAGGAUGACAAGCAUUUUGAUCUUUCUGACCCUCGGAUAAUUGUAUCUAACAAUUCAGGCACAUUCAAGAUCCCAAAUGAGGGACACAUCUCUCAUUUUCAAGGGAAAUACCGCUGUUUUGCAUCUAAUAGACUAGGAACUGCAGUAUCAGAAGAAAUAGAAUUCAUAGUUCCAGGUGUUCCAAAAUUUCCCAAAGAAAAAAUUGAACCCAUGGAUGUGGAAGAAGGGGAUUCCAUUGUCCUACCCUGUAACCCUCCCAAAGGCCUCCCACCUUUGCACAUCUAUUGGAUGAAUAUUGAGUUGGAACACAUUGAACAAGAUGAAAGAGUAUACAUGAGCCAAAAGGGAGAUCUGUAUUUUGCAAACGUGGAAGAAAAAGACAGUCGAAAUGAUUACUGUUGCUUUGCUGCAUUUCCAAAAUUAAGGACGAUUGUACAAAAAAUGCCAAUGAAACUAACUGUGAACAGUUUAAAGCAUGCUAAUGAUUCAAGUUCAUCCACAGAAAUUAGUCCCAAGGCAAAUUCAAUCAAACAAAGGAAACCCAAACUUCUGUUGCCUCCUGCUCAGAGAGGCAGUUCAUCCACAAUGAUUGUCCUCAAAGGGGAUACCCUGUUGCUUGAGUGUUUUGCAGAAGGCCUACCAACUCCACAGGUUGAGUGGAGCAAACUGGGUAGCGAAUUACCAAAGGGAAGAGAAACAAAAGAAAAUUAUGGGAAGACUUUGAAGAUAGAAAACAUCUCCUACCACGACAAAGGAAAUUAUCGCUGUAUAGCUAACAACUUCUUGGGGAAAGCCAGUCAUGAUUUUCAUAUCAUAGUACAAGAGCCUCCACGCUGGAAAAAGAAACCUCAGAGUGCAGUGUACAGCACAGGAAGCAGUGGUAUCUUGUUGUGUGAAGCGGAAGGAGAACCUCAACCCACGAUCAAAUGGAGAGUCAAUGGCUUCCCAAUUGAAAAUCAUCCAUUUCCUGGUGAUGUUAUGUUCCCCAGGGAAAUCAGUUUUACAAAUCUACAACCAAAUCAUACUGCUGUCUAUCAGUGUGAAGCCUCAAAUAUCCAUGGAACCAUACUUGCCAGUGCCAAUAUUGAUGUUGUAGAUGUUGUCCCACUGAUUCAAACUAAGAAUGACGAAAAUUAUGCUACGGUGAUUGGGUAUAGUGCUUUUUUACAUUGCGAGUACUUUGCUUCACCCAAGGCCACAGUGAUCUGGGAAGUGGCUGAUGAAACACAUCCCCUUGAAGGUAGUCGGUACCAUACCCACGAAAAUGGCACUCUGGAGAUCUACAGAACCACUGAGGAAGAUGCAGGAUCCUACUCUUGCUGGGUAGAAAACGCAAUAGGAAAAGCCGUCAUCACAGCCAGUUUGGAUAUUAGAAAUGCCACAAAGCUCAAAGUUUUUCCGAAGAACCCUCGCAUCCCGAAAUCCCACGCACUUGAACUACACUGCGAAAGCCAAUGCGACUCCCAUUUGAAACACAGUUUGAAGCUGUCCUGGAGUAAAGAUGGGGAGCCUUUUGAAAUUAAUGGCACAGAAGACGGCAGAAUAUUGAUUGAUGGAGCUAAUCUGACCAUAUCCAACAUCUCAGUAGAAGAUCAGGGUAUUUAUUCCUGUUCUGCUCAAACUGCUCUUGAUAGCGUUUCUGAGAAAACUCAUGUAACCGUACUUGGUGUUCCAGAUCCUCCAGGAAACCUUCUCUUGUCAGAAAGACAGAACCGGAGUGUCCGACUGUCCUGGGAAGCUGGAGAUGACCACAACAGCAAUAUCAGUGAGUACAUUAUAGAAUUUGAAGGGAACAGAGAGGAACCUGGGAAGUGGCAGGAGCUAACUCGAGUCCAAGGAGAAGAAACAGAGGCUGUAUUAUCUUUGGCUCCAUAUGUAAGAUAUCAGUUCAGGGUCACAGCUGUGAAUGAAGUGGGGAGAAGUCACCCCAGCCAGCCAUCGGACCAUCAUGAAACUCCACCAGCAGCUCCAGAUAAGAAUCCACAGAACAUCAGGGUUCAAGCAUCCCAACCCAAGGAGAUGAUUAUAAAAUGGGAGCCUUUGAAAUCCAUGGAGCAGAAUGGGCCAGGACUAGAGUAUAGAGUGAGCUGGAAGCCCCAGGGAGCGCCUGAGGAAUGGGAAGAAGAAACAGUUACAAACCACACACUUCGUGUAAUGACACCUACUGUCUAUGCUCCUUAUGAUGUCCAAGUUCAAGCCAUCAAUCAACUCGGCUCUGGACCUGAGCCUCAGCCAGUGACACUCUAUUCAGGGGAAGACUAUCCUAGUACAGCUCCUGUGAUCCAUGGUGUUGAUGUUAUGAACAGCACAUUAGUUAAAGUGACCUGGUCAUCAAUUCCAAAGGAAACAGUACAUGGGCUUCUGAGAGGAUACCAGAUAAAUUGGUGGAAAACCAAAAGUCUGCUGGAUGGAAGGACACAUCCCAAAGAAGUGAACAUCCUAAGAUUCUCAGGACAGCGAAACUCUGGAAUGGUUCCAUCCCUAGAUGCCUUUAGUGAAUAUCACUUAACAGUCUUAGCUUACAAUUCCAAAGGAGCUGGUCCAGAGAGUGAGCCCUAUAUAUUUCAGACCCCAGAAGGAGUACCUGAACAGCCAAGUUUUCUCAAGGUCAUCAAAGUUGAUAGAGACACUGCCACUUUAUCCUGGGGACUUCCUAAGAAACUAAAUGGAAAUUUAACUGGUUACCUUUUACAAUACCAGAUAAUAAACGACACCUACGAGAUUGGAGAAUUAAAUGAAAUCAAUGUUACUACUCCAUCUAAAUCUAGCUGGCGUCUCUCAAACCUCAAUGCAACAACCAAAUACAAGUUCUACUUGAAGGCAUGCACCUCAAAAGGCUGUGGGAAGCCAAUAAGUGAGGAAAGUGCCACACUGGGAGAAGGGAGUAAAGGUAUCAGGAAGAUAACAGAAGGAGUAAAUCUUACCCAAAAGAUUCACCCUGUAGAGGUACUUGUGCCGGGAGCGGAACAUAUUGUUCACCUCAUGACUAAGAACUGGGGUGAUAACGAUAGCAUUUUUCAAGAUGUAAUUGAGACAAGAGGGAGAGAAUAUGCCGGCUUAUAUGAUGACAUCUCCACUCAAGGCUGGUUUAUUGGACUGAUGUGUGCAAUCGCUCUUCUCACACUGAUACUAUUAACUAUUUGCUUUGUGAAGAGGAACAAGGGUGGAAAGUAUUCAGUAAAAGAGAAGGAAGAUUUACACCCAGAUCCAGAAGUUCAGUCAGCAAAAGAUGAGACUUUUGGUGAAUACAGUGACAGUGAUGAAAAACCUCUCAAAGGGAGCCUUCGGUCCUUGAAUAGGAACAUGCAGCCCACAGAGAGUGCUGACAGCUUAGUGGAGUACGGAGAGGGAGACCACUCCAUAUUCAAUGAAGAUGGAUCUUUUAUUGGCGCCUACACCGGAGCUAAGGAGAAAGGGUCUGUUGAAAGCAACGGAAGUUCGACCGCCACGUUCCCACUCCGGGCCUAGACACAGCACACGCACCACCACUGGCUAACACACUCCUCCCCAGUCUCUUCCGGGGAGCAAAAUCUUUUACAGAGGAGUGGAAACACGUGUCCGGAGGCUGACAUUCUGACAUUCUGCAAUUUUGCUGAGAAAAAUAGCCCUGCCUUCAAAAAGAAAAAAAAAAAAAAGUCAGAUGCCAAACACUUCAGGCCUGUGUUUCGUUUAUGGUUUUGGUUUCGGGUGCUCAAAAUGCAGAACACAAAACAAAUCCUGUACUUAGAUCCACUUUGACUGAAUCCAAAGUUCCUCUUUUGCAUAUUCCAGGUCUGCCUGGUUCUCCUGUUCAGUGUGUGUGCAUUAAUGUUGCUAACUGUGUGGGUUUCUCUGGAUACACAGUUGUAUUUAGUUUUUAAGAACUGUUUUAGUGACUUUGAUUCACUACAGGUUAAAAGAUUGUAAGCAAGUAAGCAGGUUAUUUAAAAUGUAAAAAGGAAUAUGAAUGUCUUAUUAAACACUUCAUGGAAUCUAUACAGUCUGAAGUUAUUAUUUAAAAUUUAGUAGUAAAGGUCUUAGAUGAUCAUGCAACUUGUAUUUAUUGAGCUCCUAACUAUUUGCCCAGAGGCUACCAUUUUUAUGCAGAGUUACAAUGUUUUCAAUUUCUGAAUGAUUGUCUUCAAUUUCCAUCGGUGUGGUAACUCUGUAUCUAUCUAUCUAUCUAUCUAUCAAUCAUCUAUCUAAUUUUCUUCCUUACUUUCUUCCUUCCUUUCUUUCUUUUUUCCUUCCUUUCUUCCUUUCUUUUUUUAUUUUUUAACUUGAACUAACUGGAGCUGCAGAAGAUCAGAGGUUAUUUUAAAAAGAGAAAGAAGAUGUUGAUGAUUGUAUUUUGUAUCUUCAUUUGUAUGUUCACAGCAUUCAGCCUUUAUGUUUAUAGACUGGUUCCCUUGGAUAUGUUUUAUGAAUGCCUUGUACAUAUUAUAUUAAUAUUUACACAUAGUGUUUUAUUUUGAAGUGAGAAAGAGAACAUUAAUAAGCAUGAUUGUACAGCUAAAGUGUAUAUAGUAGGAUGCUGUUUUCAUCCUUCAGGGGCUAACCCAGCAUUCCAGAUUCAAGAUUACAUGAAUAAUUGGAUUCUAUUCUUAUAUUUCUCUCCUUCACAUGCUCUCAAAAUAAAAUAGCCUAUAACGAUAGAGGGAAAUACAUUCAUAUUGUUCAAAAUAAGUUUUGGAGUGGAUUCCUGCCCCAGUCUCCAGCAAAUAAAAUUAUUUACAGUAGAAAAUCUUAUGUACCUGUUAGUUUAUAUCAUAUUGUAAAUGUAUCUGUGGUGGUGUCAUCAUUUUUAAUGUUUUCAUUUUGUCAUAGUUAGUACAGGGUCAGGGAAUUUAGUUUCCGUCAUGUGGGCUACCAGUCCAUCUAAAAUGGUACGGAAGUUUUAGAGUGUUUUAGAAAUACCUUGAAGAACUCUGCGCACAUAUAAGUAAAUAAUGGAUGCUAACACUCUCGUGUAAUGGAAACUUUUAACCUCACCAUGAAAUUAUUAACUGUGUUGUGAUACAGUUCAGAGAUUUAACUUUACUUUGUGUAAUUACUGGCAUAUCCUUACUGUUUAGUCUUCAUGUUUAAUUGAUAUGAUGUGCUAUGUUGCUUUGGGGUUAAAAUCAUGGAUAGGAAAAUGACCAAUGCAGUAAUGUACACAAAACAUACUUUUUUAAUCUCAUGUCUCUUCUAGAAUGCAUAGGUAGGAAAAACCUGUUUUCUCAAAAUCAUGGAUCUCAAUGUUUAGCUACUUUCCUGGAAAUAGUAAAAGAAAGGGGGCAGAUAUCUUUAUUCUCUACCUGCAUGAGUGUGUAAGGAUCUACACAUCCACUGUGUGAACUGAUCCCCAGCGCCAUCUGAUGACUAAGGCACAGAUUGCUGGAGGAGCCUCUGUUGUGUGCCAUUUUAGGUGGGGGGCUGUGGAACUGAGCUGCACAGAAAAUUAAUUACGCUGUUAUUCUGCCUCCUUCUCCUUAUCAUCAUUCAAAAUGUAGUUUGGAAAGGGUUGUAUGGGUUGAUAAUAAUAACCAACAAUGUAGAACUGUUUCAUUAAAAAUUUAAUAAUCUUUAAGUCUAAUGUUGGUGCAAAUACUUACAUUUUUAUUCCAAAUGACGGUUGAAGAAAAUGAGAUUGUGCUAUAACCCCUUUUGCUAGCUUCUGUGAACUUCUAAAUACUAUUUGGUUUCAUUCUGUUGUACAUCUUCCGUAGAGCAAGACAAGAUCCUUGGAGUCCUUUGAUUUUAAUUGUAGAAUUGGAUUAUUCAGUGUGCUCAAAUGAAAACACAUCCAGUAGGUUAAAGUGGAUUUAAUUCUUUUUUUCUCUUAAACAGUGAGUGUCAGACUCUGUGAUGUGCAAUGCUGAUUACCAUUGGGCAAUAAUUAUUUGGGAAAUCCUCCCCCCCCCCCCUGAGUUUUAAGGCAGCUGCUAAUAUAUACAACUUUGUUCUUAACUGGUUUUGCAGUAACUUUCUGUAGUCUACUGACAGUAUGAUUUUAAUGUAAGUGAUUGUAUAUAACCUCCAGGAUUGUGGAUGGGGAUAAGUUCAGAAAGAACUGUUUGAGGGUCAGGGAAAUCUGUGUUCUCUUCCAGGUUCCAGCACUGACUAUACAUAAAAACCUUAGGCAUAUUGCUGAACUGCUUUAACUUCAAACUGUGCUACAAAAGUGCUAAUGUUUGCUGUCACAGGGUGUUCUUUUGUACUAAGAAAACUUACGAAUGAUAAUCUAAGAUGCCUUUUAACUUCAUGACCCAACCUGUAAUCAAAUUAAGUAUCAAAAACUCACCCCCACAUACACCAACUCAAUUUUCCCCCUCUAAGCACAUAAAUAUAUUUUUAUAGAAAACAGAUCUACAGAAAAUAAACUAAAUCUUGCUGUUAAGUGUGGAGUACGAUUUGCAUAUGCCAUUGAAAAUUAAUAAUCGGAAGAAAACUAAGCAGGGUCUUUGCUAUACAAAAGUGUUUCCCACUCAUUUUUGCAUGCAUAUUUGUAAGAUGUGAAAUCAGUAGAUUUAUUCUCUUGGUAUAAAGGCAUCUGAUAUUUUAGAUGUACCCAUGUUUAUAGAAAACUGUAGAGCACAAUGGACUUAAUGCUAUUUUCUACUCAUGGAAGAGAUAGAGGACAAUAAGGAGAGAUGUCGGCUGCUUUUCUAAGUAUUUAAAACAUUUUUGCCAAUCGAAAACCUAAAUAUGUUUACAUGCCAUGAAGGCGUAAUUCUCGUAACAACUUUAAAUUGGUUGUAGUACUGGUUUGUGGUCUGUGGUAGUAGAUGUAUCCUAGUGUUCCUAUAGUGAGGUAAGUAGGGCUGGGCCAAAGCUACUUUGAUUUGUCUUCAACUGACUGCAUCGUCAAAGAGACAAAAAGUACAGAGGGCAGGCUCAUCUGGUUAGCUUUUCUGUUCUCACAUAGAUUAAUGUUCACAGUAGAUCUUUAUUCGCGUGCGUUUGUGUUGUAGAUGGUGUUUGUAUUAUGCUUAUGGAUAUUUGUGGUUCAAUACUAUUUUCAUUAAACAUGAAAUUCAGCUUUCAAAUAAAAGUUUGACUUCGUGUACUCUAAA